AUGCCACCCACUAGACGCAACGUAUCACCAUCGGUCUCAGUAGUGGCCGGUGCCACUGCUGGGGCUGUUGAAGGUGUUGCGACUUUUCCGAUCGAGUAUCUCAAGACUGUUUCUCAGUUCGCACCGCGAGAUAUCCACGGCAACCAGCAACGUUUGUCACCUUCGGAAAUUGUCCGGUCGACGCUACAAAAGGAAGGUCCUAGGGGACUGUUUCGCGGCUGUUCUGCGCUGGUCGUCGGCAACGCAGGCAAAGCUGGCGUUCGCUUUUUCGCUUUCGAAAAUUUCCUCAAUCUGCUCAAGAACAAGACUACUGGUAAGCCCUCUAGUGCGGGCAGCUAUCUCGCCGGGAUGGGCGCUGGCGUGUUGGAAGCCGUCUUCGCGGUGACGCCGAGCGAGACGAUCAAAACAAAACUGAUCGAUGACGGCAAGCGCGCCAAGCCUCGUUAUGAACAAGGUCUACUCCGUGGAACAGCGUCCAUCAUCCGCCAAGAAGGGUUCGGCGGAAUCUACCAAGGUGUGUUGCCUGUUGUUAUGCGCCAGGGCUCGGCGUCGGCGAUCCGACUAGGUACAUACUCUGCCCUGCGCGAUUUCUUGCCCAAGGCGCAUGGCAGUGGCUCUUCACUCGUCAACUGGCUUGGGACUUUCUCCAUCGGAGCAGCAUCUGGGGUGGUGGCCGUUUACGGCACCAUGCCGUUUGACGUCCUCAAGACUCGUAUGCAGGCCAUCGACGCCGCCCGUUACCGCUCCACCUGGCAUUGCCUCACCCAGAUUCUCCGCUCUGAAGGUGUCAGUGCCCUAUGGCGCGGCUCUGUCUCUCGCAGCAUGCGCCUCAUUGUCAGCGGAGGCGUCAUCUUCUCUGUCUACGAACAGGUCGUCUGGCUCCUGGCUGGCCCCGAGUUUUGA
Molecule: messenger RNA, 903 nt
Organism: Sporisorium graminicola
Lineage: Eukaryota; Fungi; Basidiomycota; Ustilaginomycetes; Ustilaginales; Ustilaginaceae
Exons: 4
Coding region: 1-903 (300 amino acids)
Biological process (GO): mitochondrial citrate transmembrane transport
Source: RefSeq, a predicted model, not a curated record